AUGGCGAAGCACGGCUUCCUGUGGCUGGCGGCGCUGGUGACCACGGCACGGAGCUUCCCCUCCUUCCGGCACCACGUGCCCAACGGCCUCCGAGUGCCGUGCCCCAGCGGCGCCACGGGAUGCGACCUGGGCGAUGCCAGUCUGGGUGAGCCGGACUCGGUGUGCCGUGGCUUAGGCCACGCAACUUGCGCGGGUGCCUCGAUGCCGCUGAACGUCUUUGGCGAGGCGCUGAAGGCGAACGAGUAUCGCUGGACGGAGCAGCUGUGCAUGGCGGAUAGCGAUGGGGAUGGCCUCACCAAUGGCGAGGAGCUUGGAGAUCCCUGCUGUGCUUGGAAGGAAGGCGAUGGCGCUGCGCCGUACAUGAUGACGUGGACCCCCAGCCACCCCGGCAUGGCGUCGGACCGGCCGGCGAGCUACAGCAAGCCCAGCUGCGAUGAGACGACGCAGCCAGGGUUCAGAUCACCUGGCAUGGCACGCUUCAAUGAGGGAGAGGAGCAAAGGCAUGUGGACUUCCGGGUGAAGGACUAUCAAGUUCCCGAAGUCCGAACUGAAUAUGCCGACUUUGUCUUCAACUUUGAUGAUGAGGAACAUGACAUCUAUCACAUCGUCUAUGGCAUUGCUUUGGUUGACCAACCCAAGCUGCUCCACCACUUCGUGGUCACCGGAUGCUACGAGAAGGUCGCGCCCGAGAUGUCGGGCCAGCGCAUGCCGCGGCCCGAAAGCUGCGUCAUGCCCGUGGGUGGCUUUGCCGGUUGGGCGCCGGGCGCCAUCCUGUGGGACAUGCCCAUCUACGCAGGUGUGCCAGUGGGCAAAGGCGUGGGGAUCGUGGCUUUUCACGUGCAAGUGCACUACACCGACGGCGACGUCUAUCCAGGGACCAUUUCGAAGGAUGGCAUCCGGAUCUACUACACACCCACGCUUCGCAAUCAAACGGUGGAUAGCGUAUCCACCAUCGGCAUUGGCACGCACCCGCGGAUGUUGGUGCCUCCAAGCAAGGACCGGUACUUCUUGACGCGCACGUGCACGGUGGUGGACCCCUGUCAGUCGGCGGAUUGCCAGGGAAAGGUCUGGUCCAGACCGAUUGUCUCAGUCUUCUACCAUGCGCAUUUGUUGGGCGUGGCCAUGUAUCAGUCGCUGACGCGUGGGAACACCACGUGGGACCUGGGCUCUCAGUCACGCUGGCAUUAUGAUGAUCAGGCGAUGUUCCCUCUGAUGUCUCGGAACCUGACGGUGCAAGCGGGAGACGUGAUCCAGAGCACGUGCAUCUUUGACUCUCAAGGACGAACGGAGGCGACGCCCAUGGGGCUCAACACCUGGGACGAGAUGUGCUUCACUCAGGUGAACAUCGCCCGGCCCAGCGCGGAUCCCAUCGUGGGCUUCGGCUGCGGGGGCCCAAUGUGGGAAGGUGACCUGCAGGUCACCGAGGAUGCCUUCCAUGUGGCCACCUUGCACCCCAUCGACCAGGCGGAGAACGCGUGGCAGGCGACGAGUUAUGGCCAGGCCACAAGGUUCCUGCCCAAGAACCAGCGCGAUUGCCAACAGAUGGCCUGCCGUGAACGGGGCGAAUGGGAUGACGAUUGCUGCGGUUUGAAAACGGAGACCUCCUGUGCCGAUGGACUGACGAAGAUCGAGACCAACGACAUUUGCUGGCAAGGCUUUGGCUUCACAGCACACUACACAUGCUGCGCGCAUGCUGAGAACAGCUCUGAGAACAGCUUCGCAGCUGGAGCUGAGAACGGCUUCCGCGGUGGAUCUUGGAUGCUCUUGUUGAGUGUCUUUGGCCUGCUGCAUUAA
Durusdinium trenchii is the source of this 1794-nucleotide messenger RNA. NCBI's taxonomy places the organism in Eukaryota, Dinophyceae, Suessiales, Symbiodiniaceae. The record is from the annotation of a GenBank genome assembly.